This is a messenger RNA of Hevea brasiliensis (rubber tree), 2853 nucleotides long. Its product is annotated as serine/threonine-protein kinase-like protein CCR4. Bases 182 to 2539 code for a protein of 785 amino acids. Gene Ontology annotation, molecular function: protein serine/threonine kinase activity; ATP binding. Gene Ontology annotation, biological process: protein phosphorylation. The record is from RefSeq and is a predicted model, not a curated record. The transcript has a single exon. NCBI's taxonomy places the organism in Eukaryota, Viridiplantae, Streptophyta, Magnoliopsida, Malpighiales, Euphorbiaceae.
UUCAAAACGACUUGGUCUUUGGUCCUCCUCUCACUCUCCUUUCUCUGUCUAGCUUCCUUCUCUGCAAACCGCGUUUCUUUCUUUUCUAAAUUCUCACCCCCUUAAAAAUCCCCUCAAAACAGCCAUCAUCUACCACCACCGCCCCCCACCAUGAUAUUAUCAAUUCUUGCUACCCAUUUCUAUGGCUUUUCUUUUUCUUCGUACUAUUCUUUCUCUUCUACUCUUUUUGUCUUCUUUUCCUUCUAUUCUUUCACUCUCUACUGUUGCUAUUUCUGAAACUUCCAACCAUACAUUGAUUUGUGCUUUGGGGAGAACUAGUAGUCGUCAAACUUUUCUUAAUUGUUCUAGUUUUCCUGCUGGGAUUCAGAUUCCUGUAUUGAAUAAUUCAAGCUUUUCUUAUUCCGGGAUUGUUGCUGGAGAUGGGUUUGUCAGCGCUUUAAUGUCUUUGUCUUCCUCUUCCAAUUCAACUAUCGUUUCCUGGAGAUUCUCUAGUAAUGGUAGUAUUACGGGUUAUAAGAGAAUCUAUGAAGGUCCUGCUUUCAGAGUGCUUGAAGCUGGUAAUUCCCUUACAUGUGGUAUUGUUGAUGCCACCAAUCGCCUAGAGUGCUGGCCAAGGCGGAAAUUCAAGUCUAUCUCUGCUCAUGCUCAGAAUUUGAACUUUUCCAGUAUUGCAGUAGGUGAAGACUUCGUUUGUGGAUUAUUAAGAAUUGGUAAUAUUAAUUGCUUCGGAAACAAUCCUCUUGUCAAUGGCUCUCACGAAGGGAAUUUUAGCAUGAUUGCUGCUGGGUUCCGGCAUGCCUGUGCUCUAACUUUUGAUUACGAAUUGCAAUGUUGGGGAGAGAGCGAACCACCACGAGAUAAGUUCAAAUUGUUGGCAUUAGGAGAGAACCGUAGCUGCGGUUUGCGGCUUAAUGAUACAGUAGUUUGUUGGGGGCAGAACAAUUUCAGCUUGCAAGAAAGUUUGAAAGAUAGUUAUUUUGUCAAUAUUGAAGCUAAGAGGAACAUUUUCUGUGGAGUUCGGAAAGAGAAUUAUUCCCUGGUUUGUUGGGGUAAUGAGAUAUUGGACUCUAACUUAACGGUGUUUGAUGAAGUAAUCCCAGGACCAUGUACAAAUAGCUGUCAAAAUACACAUGCUAUGUUAGCAGGAUCAGGCAAGUUUUGCCCCCAAGGAUUUUUUAUUUGUCAUGAUAAUACUAAUACCAUUACUCCACCGCCACCAACCGUGCCACCACCACCGGCUCAACCAUUAGCACCAUGUCGGCCGCCAUCGACGCCUCCAGGGGGAUCAACAAGUAGUGAAUGGAGUAACAAGAUGAUAGCUUUCCUAGUAGUGGGCUGUGUGGGAUCCACUGUUUUGUUGCUAGCCGCUGGCUUCUUUGUCCUCAGAUACUGCAAGUGCAGAGGAUGUCGAGUCCAUGAUUCAGGGCGGUUGGAUGAGACCGGAGCACCCCUCGAACAGGGUACAGGACAACAACAGCAGCAACACCCACAAAUCGAACAAGCACCACCACCACCUGUUCUGGAGAAGCGUCUUAGCCAAUUGGCCAGCAUGGGAAAUGCAGGUCAUUUAGAAGAAUUCCCAUUGCAACUGCUACUUCAAGCCACGAACAACUUCUCCGAGGAUCACAAAGUUGGAACAGGAAGCUUCGGUUCAGUCUAUCGCGGCACGUUAGAGGAUGGCCGAGAAGUAGCAAUCAAACGAGCAGAAACAUCAAGCACUAGUUCCUACGCAAUAGGAACCAGGCGUCAAGAAGACAAAGACAAUGCAUUCAUUAACGAACUCGAAUCCUUAUCCCGUCUUCAUCACAAGAAUCUCAUCCGAUUACUAGGCUUCUGCGAAGAUUGUAACGAAAGGGUAUUAGUCUACGAGUACCUAAGCAAUGGCACCCUCCAUGAUCAUCUCCACAAGCUCCAAAGCUCACCAUUAAUGUCAUGGACUGCAAGAAUCAAAGUAGCACUAGACGCAGCCAGGGGAAUCGAGUACCUGCACGAGUACGCAGUACCACCAGUCAUUCACCGAGACAUAAAAUCAUCUAACAUACUUCUGGACUCAUCCUGGAACGCCAAGGUCUCAGAUUUCGGACUAUCGCUGAUGGGUCCUGAUGACGAAGAAUCCCACCUGUCCCUUCGAGCAGCAGGCACAGUAGGAUACAUGGACCCAGAGUACUACAGGCUGCAACAGCUGACCACAAAGAGCGACGUGUACAGCUUCGGAAUAGUGUUGCUAGAGCUAUUAUCAGGAAUCAAAGCAAUACACAAGAACGAGAAUGGAACGCCAAGAAAUGUGGUGGAUUUUGUAGUACCAUUCAUUGUACAUGAUGAAAUACACAGAGCCUUGGACUCGAGAGUUCCACCGCCAACGCCGUUUGAAAUAGAGGCUGUGGCGUAUGUAGGAUAUUUGGCGGCAGAUUGCGUGACGCUAGAUGGCCGAGAUCGGCCGCCGAUGACCGAAAUUGUAAAUAGCUUGGAAAGAGCAUUGGCUGCGUGUUUGGUGCACCCCACCUCGCUUUCGCGGUCCACGACCGGGUCCUCCACAUAGCCCCAAGUGGGAGAAAGCACCAGCGCACACGUGCCAGGAACUAGUCUAAUUUUUUUGUAUAAACCAUUUUUUUUUUUAAAUUUCCCACCAUAAAUUUUUUUUUUUUUUUGUAAUUUUUGAUUUUUGGUCCAAAAUGUGCAUGAUUGUGUGACUAACAGACAAAAAAAAAAAAAGGAGUUGAUUAUGGUUCACAGCUCAUGAAAUUUUGUACGUUUAGUUUUGAAGGAUUCAUUGAAAUUGAGAGGUCAAAUGGGAGGAAAUUGAAUUUUGGAAUUGAAAAAUCAAUGGGAAAGUAAUCGGAAUUAGGAAGGAAA